Closterium sp. Naga37s-1 is the source of this 4029-nucleotide messenger RNA. The record is from the annotation of a GenBank genome assembly. NCBI's taxonomy places the organism in Eukaryota, Viridiplantae, Streptophyta, Zygnematophyceae, Desmidiales, Closteriaceae.
AUGCUGCACCGCCCGCUCAUAUGCUGCACCGCCCGCCCAUACGCUGCACCGCCCGCUCAUAAGCUGCACCGCCCGCUCAUACGCUGCACCGCCCGCUCAUACGCUGCACCGCACGCUCGUAAGCUUGCCCCGCACCUGGCGUGUGAGCAGCGUCACUGCGUGCCACUGCUGCCGUCAUCGCUGCUGCACGCAGUGCUGGCCACCCAACGUGCACUGCUCAACGUGCCUAGGCAGGCUGCUGUUUCCCCUUCGCCCACACUGCUUCCAGCACCCUUUGCCCUCCCGUUUCUGAUCACGCCUUGUUCCUGCUCGCCCACCCAUCUGGCCAUUCCCUCAUCUACUUCCUCCCAUCCUGAGCAGUGGCUGUGCGAAGUGCUGCUGUGGUGGGCGCUGGGGCAGGCAGGGGAGGCGGGUGAGGUUAGCAGUGGUGAAGGCGCAGCACAGGCGGGAUGGCUGCACCGAGAAUUAGUGGAGGGGGAAGGGCAAGACGCGGAGGGGGGGGAGGAGGAGGAGUAUGGCAGUGGAUUGAGUGGCGAUGGUUAUGUGUACAUGCAAGGCGUGCAGAGGGAGGGCAGUGUGCAGAAUGCGCGGCCAUGGCCCCCGUUGCUGUUAACCAGUCCCUGCUUCCUCCCGCCUUCCUCCAAUGUAAGCCGUCUGCUUCCUCCUGCCUUCCUCCAAUGUAAGCCGUCUGCUUCCUCCCGCCUUCCUCCAAUUUCCAACCAACCCCCCACUUGCACGUUCACCUUCCCCUCGUCCACACCAUGCGCGUCGGUGGCACGUGCAGCACGCUCACAGCACUUCGUGACGCGCACGCCACCACCUGCCAUGUGCCACACCAUAUUUCCUUCCGUCCCUCCCUUUUUGCCCCGUGCGUCCUCCCCCCCCGCUUCCUCCUGCGUGCCCCAUAGCCCCCUUGGGCCAGCUCUUCCAGUCUAUUCCUUCUCCGGCUGCUGCUCCCUCGCCCCGGACGCCUUCCUCGCAUCGUCCCUCCCACUCACCCACCACGCAAGGUCGACCCCCAUCGCACCAUGCAUACCCGCCUCCCCUCCUCCAUCCCCCACAGCCUCCUCCACUCCAUCCACUCGACACCUCGACCCGUACCUCGCCCCUCACACCCCACCCACAGCUGCCUUUCAGCAUCUCCUGCCCCUCCCGCCGGCCCCUAUGCGCGCCCACCUGGACAUCUCACACUGCUCGCUGCUGCAGCCAUCGCAUCUCCGCACGUGGGCAGCAGCGGUGCCUCCACCGCUGUCACUGCGCCGUCUCACCGCCCGCUCCUGCCCCGCCCUGCUCCCUGUCCCCACCCUCCACGACCUUUCCUCCUUCUGCCCGAAGCUUCAGUCGGCAGAUUUCUCCCUGCCCGAGCCUCCGGUGUUUUGCAGGGGUGUUGUGGGGUCAGGGGGGGGUGCGGCUGCUCUGCCUGGUGCUGGUGCUAGCACUGGUGCUAGUGUUGCGGAUGGGGAUGGGGAGGGAAAGAGCAAGGGUGGCAGCAAGAAGACACACAAGGGUGCUAGCACGGCCAGCAUCACAGGCGCGAGUGGUAAGAAGAAGCAGGCGAGUCCGUGUACCCCAAGUGCAGGGGCUCCCAGUGGACUCAAGGGACGGCAUGGCAGGAGUGCAGGGCAGGGGAGGCGUGCAGCACACCAGGCAGCGGACAGGCGGGUGGAUGGAGGUGGAGAGGAAGAGCAAGAGGAGGACGAAAAAGAGCAGGAAGGGGAAGGGGAUGCGGAGGAGGGCAGGGGCGAGGAAGGGGUGGGGGAGACAGCGAGCAUGCUGGUGCCGUUGCACCGCCUGUACAACCCGUGGAGGCUCGCCCAUGUGACCUCGCUCUCGCUGCGCUGGCAGCAGCACCUCUCAGACGGGCAGCUGAUGGACCUUGUGCUCGCCUGCCCCGCCCUCACUCGCAUGGACAUGACGGGGUGCACCUCGCUCUCCGACCGUGCCCUCGCCGCCCUCAUCUCCUCCUACACGCGACCCGCUCCCUCCCCCGCCUCGCGCACCGCUCCCACUGUGACAUCCGCACGGCAACAAAAGGGUGGCCAUUCGAGCGCCUGGUCUCAUUGCUCCAAGCGCCCGUCCCCCAGGCACUCAGGUCGUUGCAUUGGUGAACUCCCCCGGUGCCGCCUGCAGCUGUCCCACCUGUGCGCGUCCCACACUCGCCUUGGCGUGCGCUCUCUGCUUGCGCUCUCCCGUGCUCUCACGGCCGCUGCAGGGGCAAGAGAGGGUGUGGAUGAGGGUGAUGGUGGUGAGGAAGAAGAGGAGGAAGGAGAAGAAGAGAAGGACGAAGUGAAGGAGGUGGACGAGGAUGAGAGUGAGGAUGACGAGGAGGAGGAGGAGGAGGAGGAGGAGGAAGAAGAAGAAGAUGAUGGAGUGAGUGAGGGACAUGAGGAGGGAGAUGAGGAGGGCGUGGAGGAAGGGAGAAGGGAGGACUGUGGGGUGAGCGGCACCUACGGUGGGCUCAGGAAGCUUGAGCUGGAUGGAUGCCCUGCCUUGCACCACGCCCUCCCUCUCCUACACCUGCUCACAGCGGCCAGCCCCUCCCUCACGCACCUCUCCCUCGCUCACACCCUUACUCCCGGCCGCAUGGGGGAACCAGCAGCACCUAAGGGCAAGGGGAGGGGCAGGGAGGCACAGGGAGGGGCGGGCAGGGGCGAGGAACGCCCCGGUGCCGUGGAUGAUGCGCUCGUGGCGUCGUGGCUACAGGGCGCUCGCACCCUCGCUGCACAGGCCGUGUUCUGCACCACUGCAGGCUGGAGCAGCAGUGAUGGCACUGCGGCGCUGCCCCACUUGACUCAUCUGAAUGUCUCCGAUGCCCCUCUGUCACCGGGUGCCCUUAGCGCCCUGUGUGCAUCAGCCCCAUGCCUGCGUCACCUCCUCAUAUCCGGAUGUGGCAAGCCCGCCCCUCCACGCCCCCCUUCCUCCUCCGCCCUUUCCGCUCCGCCCAUCACCAUCAUCACCAUCCCCCCGCACCUCACCACUCUCCAUGCCUCCUGGGCGCUUCCCCUCUCCCUCUCCAUCCCCCCCUGCACCCUCAACCCGCCCACAAGUCCCGCCCCUGUGCGCUCGUCUCCACCACCACCACCACCACCACCGCUACAUGCCUUCCCCCUAUCGCACAGCCUGCGCGCCCUCGCCCUGGGGUUGGGCGCCACAAUCUCCGAUGCCUCGCUGCGCGCCAUUGCCGCGUGCUGCCCUCGCCUCACAGCACUCUCACUCACCUUCCAGCCGGUGUCAGAUGACGGUGUUCUGCCUCUCCUCGCCGCCUGUCCGCUCCGCCACCUCUCCCUGCUGCACUGCUGGGGCCCCUUCUCCCCCGCGCUCUUCUCUUUACCGCUCCCCACAGCACAAGCAUCAGUAGCUGCAUGCACGCACCAUGGCCACGCUCAUCCCCAUGCCCACAGCCAUGGCCCCUCAGUGCUUGCCCAUUCCGCCACCUUGCCACGCCUCACAUCUCUCUCCCUGGGGGGCGGCUUUGCCUGGCUCUCCACUCUUCACCUCGCUGCCCUUGCCUCCGCUGCUCCGCUUCUGCGCUCCCUCUCUCUCUCCUCCUGCCCCUCCCUCUCCCAAGAUGCGCCUCUCAUACUCGCCAACUCCUUUCCAGCACUCACCUCACUCACGCUCACUGAGUGCCCUAACCUCUUCAGCGUCCAUGCGCCAGCAUCCCUCUUCGCCCUCAGCGCCCUCUCCUCGCUGCACCUGCGCCACACUGGCAAGCAAGCGACCCCAGACUUCAUUCAGCAGGCGUGUAGCAGGCUGCCAGCGCUGCAGCAUCUCACUCUGGACCUGUGUGACGCGCUCUCCUCCUUCCACGUGCCACAAGAGGGUAGGGCGGAGAUGCAUGUCAUGGGAGACAGCCUGCUGGCUGUGCGGCUGUUCAAGUGCCAUGUGCUGCACUCCUCCCUUGCUCACUCGUUGACUGCCCUCACUCCUGACAGCACGUCCAGGAAACGAACCCUGGGCACCAAGGAUGUCCUCGUUAUAGCCAGAACCACCAAUGGCAUUGCCACAUAUGUCGAAAACGUCUCUUAG